AGAGUCGGCAGGACGUCAGCGCCGCAUGUGCACGCCUGCGGAGCUGUAGAGUGGACUUAAAUGAAAGCUCCCUUGCCUGCUCCUUCAGUCCAAUGGUCAGCGUCACCAUGAGCGUCCUGUGCCGUGUGUUAACCAGAGGACUGUUCAGAGGACAGCUCCAGCGUCCGUCUCCAGCCGGACUUCAGUAUUUCUGUAGCGGGGUGUCGCGACUGGACGGCGGUCAGCGAGACAGCGCGGCUCUCUCCACCAGCCCUGUUAACCUGAGCUAUGAUGUGUAUGAUGGUAAAGAGGACGGCGUUCCCCUCGUCUUUCUGCACGGAUUAUUCGGGAGCAAAUCAAACUUCACCUCUAUAGCGAAGUCUCUGGUGCAGAGGACAGGCCGAAAGGUGCUGACCGUAGAUGCUCGUAACCAUGGCAACAGCGCACACAGCCCGGGUUUGACGUACGAGGCCAUGACUAACGAUCUGAAGCAUCUGCUUAAUCAGCUUCACAUUGGGAAGUGUAUUCUCAUCGGGCACAGCAUGGGGGGCAAAACUGCAAUGACCACAGCUUUGUCACAGCCCAGUUUGGUGGAGCGGCUUGUUGUGGUAGACAUCAGUCCUGUUCCGACGUCGGCUCGUACCUUUAUGAAGGGAUAUAUCGAUGCUAUGAAGGAGGUGAAGAUACCCAGCAACAUUCCACGCUCGACCGCACGCAGGGUCGCUGAAGAUCAGCUCCGAAAACAUGUCAAAGAGCACUCGGUCCGGCAUUUCCUCCUCACUAAUCUGGUAGAACAGAACGGACACUAUGCCUGGAGGAUAAAUCUGGAGGCCAUCUCAAAUCAUCUGAUGGACCUCAUGGGGUUCCCCGAGUUUAACACGACCUACGACGGUCCCACCCUCUUCCUGGGCGGCAGUAACUCGGAAUAUGUCAGCUCAGAGGAUUAUCCUGAAAUCCAGCGUCUCUUUCCGUAUGCGGAUAUCCAGUACAUCCCCGAUGCCGGUCACUGGAUUCAUGCUGACAAGCCUCUGGACUUCAUCAGUUCUAUUAUCACAUUUGUGCAAUCAUAGACCCCGACUGACCUUUUUUUUUGUUUGUUUGUUUGUUUUCCAUUUUAAAAACAUGUAUUUGUCCAUGACUGUCAUAUACACACACACAGUACUGUGCAAAAGUAUAAAGCGUUCUACAGAAAUAUUGCAAAAUAACAAGUUUCAACGAUCAGGUAUAACAUUAUGACCAUUGACAGUUGAAGUGAAUAAGACUGAGUAUCUCCUCAUCAUGGCACCUGUUAGUGGGUGGGAUAUAUUAGGCAGCAAGUCAACAUUUUGUCCUCAAAGUUGAUGUUAGAAGCAGGAAAAAUGGACAAGCGUAAGGAUUUGAGUGAGUUUGACCAAAAGGGCCAAAUUAUGAUGGGUAGACCACUGGAUCAGAGCAUCUCCAAAACUGCAGCUCUUGUGGGAUGUCUGCAGUGGUCAGUAUCUAUGGCUGGGUAUCUCGGGUCAGGGCUGUUUUGGCAGCAAAUGGGGGACCAAGACAAUAUUCGGCAGGUGGUCAUAAUGUUAUCCCUGAUUGGUGUAUAAUGAUCUAAGAGAUAGCACUCACACAGCUAUUCGUAGCUCCAUAUCUAACAAGAUCUGUUCAGAAAGCGUAGACAAGUUACCAUGUAGACUUUGGUAGAACAAAAACACAAAUUUGAUUAAAACCAGAUUUUUAGGCGUCAGCAUCCGAUGAGUUUUCCCAUGCUGCCAUGCAAACGAGUUCUAUUAAUUUGUAUUCCAAAAAUUAUGAAAAUUCUCUGUUAGAGUGAUCUGUUACAGAAGUCUAUUUGUAUUAUUUAUUUUUUAAGACCAUGUAAGUCUAAAUCUGGUCAGUAAAAUGACCACAUAAGGCAAAAUGUAGAGCGUCUCUGACUGUUGCACAGUACCCUCAUCACUCAGUCACACACUGACAUAACCGUUUUAUUUCUCACAAAUACUUUUCAGGUCAUUACGUUGCUCAUCCUGGCAAACAGUGCAGUCUAUCUGACAAACGUAAUAAUAAUGAACUAGAAUGUAAAUGACCUUCUGACCUAUCGUGAGAAGGUAGACUCUUCAAGGCAGUGAAGACUUGCUUGUCUUCGUUUAUUAUCAGUCAGCUUUCUUCUCUAAUCGAAUGUCAAAAGGUGCCUAUGCAAUAGUGGCCUGGCUUUUUGGCACUCUUUUUAAUCUUACAUGAACCUCUCACCCAAGCACUGAGACUCCACUACUGCACUGACAUCUGGACAUCGUGUUCUGUUGUAGAUACACUAUGGCGCCAAAAGUUUUGGGACACCCCUCCAAAUCAUUGAGUUCAGGUGUUGUUUUUCAGGGGUUGGACUCGGCCCCUUAGUUCCAGUGAAAGGAACUCUUAAUGCUUCAGCUUCAUACCAAGACAUUUUGGACAAUUUCACGCUCUUUGUGGGAACAGUUUGGGGAUGACCCCUUCCUGUUCCAACAUGACUGCACACCAGUGAUCAAAGCAAGGUCCAUAAAGACAUGGAUGAGUGAGUUUGGUGUGGAGGAACUUGACUGGCCGGCAGAGAGUCCUGACCUCAACCCCAUAGAACACCUUUGGGAUGAAUUAGAGUGGAGACUGUGAGCCAGACCUUCUCGUCCAACAUCAGUGCCUGACCUCACAAAUGCACUACUAGAGGAAUGGUCAAAAAAUUCCCAUAAACACACUCCUAAACCUUGUGGAAAGCCUUCCCAGAAGAGUUGAAGCUGUUAUAGCUGCAAAGGGCGGGACAACUCCAUAUUACAUUCAUGUGCAUGGAAAGGCAGACGUCCCAAAACUUUUGGCAGUAUAAUGUAUAAUUUUUGGGAGCACUCCCGAUUCAGGGUAGCUUGUGGAAUAUUGUUUUAUGUUUAGAUAAAUGCUUAGAACUUGACAAAAGACUGAUAACAGGCGACGUUUUUAAGUGGAAGCUGUGACCCAAAUGCUUGCUUGGAAACCUGUGUAUCAAGCUUUCUCAUGACUCUCCUGACCUGCUAACUCCAUACGCACAACACUUCCCUUCACGAUUCAGCAUGCUAUGAGUUAUUAAAGAGGUUAGCUGGACAGAAACUGAUUUUUUAUUUAUUUAUUUUUACUUGGUGUGUGCCAAAAAAAAUUGGCAACUUUUUUGAGUUCACAACACGAUGUAAACAUCAACGUUUUUAUUCGUUUUAGCUUAGCCGCUACUGAUGCGUUGUCUUAUUACAAUACAAGGAUCUUCUCAUUUGUCUACUCAUUUACACCUGCCUCCAUCUUCUUUCAUUUCACGAAAAAACAUCAUUGAGCUAAGGAAAAUUGCUUCAAACUUCAGUUCAGUCUGAUCUUUUAACCCAAAGUACCAUAGGGAACUAAAGUGCUUUAAGUUCUCAGAGCAAUGCUGCCAGGUUUUAGACUUUUCUCCAUCAGGUUUAAUAGCACUGUGUUGUAUCUGGGCUACCUGUAAGCCUCCGUGGUUGUGUCUGUAUUUUGUGACUAAAACGUAUUUUAUAUGACUAUAUUGAAUAUAUUCCUGAAUAGGUACUACUGAAUAAUCAAAAGUAUAAGAAGGUAUUUAUAUUUUAUGGCUGUUCAUUGUUUGUAUUCCUCUAGUCUACAUGUAUAACGUUUGGAAAAAUGCUGCAGAAUUAAACACCAAAUGUUCAUGGUGGGUUUUAACAGAUUUAUGUUUACAUACAGAGCGUAAUAACCGUGCACAUGCUUCCUGGCUUAAUGCUGAUGUAGUAGACGUGUACACCGGCAGGUGUGUGUGUGUGUGUGUGCGCUGGAUGGAUUGUAUUGCAAGUGUGUACAUUUAUGAUGUAUUUAUCCCCGAAUAUCUUUCUUAACAAGUAACAUAUGACUAUCGAUAUUGUAAUUCGUUUUUCAUCCUAUACGCUGUUUAACGACUCCUUCUUUAGAGUCGAAUCGAAGUACGAACAAUCUCAACGACUUGACAGAUUGCCUUUACGUUACUAAAGCUGUGAACUUUAACGACCAAGCAGAUUUAACAGAUCGUAUCCGUUUCAUUUCAGGAUCGAAAGUGCCGCUUCUUUCCUACGUUGACCUAGAAGAGCAAACCAGAAUAACAAAUCCGAAAACAAGGACGAUUCAGAUAAACUGGAAAAGGUAGGUAUGGUUUUUGCGAAUGGAAUUCUUCCCUCUGAUUGGACGAGACAUGGGUCACUCAGGAUCUACAGGAAGUCCAGCAGUAUCUGCAGCAGUAGAAAGUGGAUUGGUGUGUGUAUGAACACAGCUCUGCUCUUAUAGCGCUCCUUACCUCCUUUAAUCUGGAAUAGUUUGCUCUUCCCAACAUUCCUGUGUUCUUCAGGUGUGUUUUUAGAGAUAAACUAAUCUUUACUCCAUGAUACACUAUCAGUAUAUCCAACAUCACACUGACCAUAUGAACGUCCUUCCUCACAGUAGAGCUGAAUGAACUCCAUUUUCUUAUAAAUAUAUAUUUAUAUGUUUGUUAUUUUCUUUAAAAGAUUCAAAGUUGCACAAAAAAACUGUUUUAAAGUGAAGGCAGAACUCCACACAUGUACAAGAAAUAAAGUGAGAUACACAAUUUCCUACUUCCUAAGUUACAGAUGUCUCGUCCAAUCAGAGGUCAGAAUUCCAUUCACAAACUAUAUCUACCUUUUCCGCUCUGUCUGAUUCGUAUUUGUGUUUUCUGAGUAUUUACUGUGUAUUGCAUUUCUUCUUGCACAUAUCGUGCACCAAAAUAAUACUCCUAACAUACUGAAUAAGGAAAGUGUUUAUGUAAAUAGUGAAAUACUUGAAACAGGACUUUGUUUGCAUGAAACUUUACAGACCAGAGCUCAUGGUUCUUAUGGAUCAAUUCAGUCAUGAGUUAUAUUCUCACAGUAAUGUCCUGGUGUCAGUGUCUUGCUUUAUCUAGUUGAUGAAUUUAGUAUUUUGUGCUUUUGUUUGUUUGUAAGCAGUACUUACAGCACAGUACGUUUCCCUUCUGUAGUGUUAGUUCUUUCAUUUGCGAUGGAGUGACUGACUGUAACCAUGAACUGAAUCUUAACCUCUGUUUUUGUGUCUUUUAUUGCGUCUGACACUGAGGAACAUUUUCUUGAGAGUUUUCUUGUUGAUGUAUAAGAUUAAUCCAGACUUAUACAGUGAGAUUUUGCACAGAAAGCACUGUUGUUGCAAAAGAAAAGCAAUACUUGGGGCCAAGCUCUUUGACAUGAUCUUGUUAUGUUUUUGUGUUUUCCUUUUCAUUCUGUAAAACUUCAUGGAGUCAGUUUAUGUGACUGAUGUUCUCAUUGCAUGCUGCUUGUUUUUUUGUUUGUGUGUGUGUGUGUGUAUGUGUGAGACGAAAUAAAUAUACAAGAUUUCAGAACAUG
This is a messenger RNA of Hemibagrus wyckioides, 5321 nucleotides long. It is a transcript of the gene abhd11, whose product is annotated as abhydrolase domain containing 11. Bases 93 to 1049 code for a protein of 318 amino acids. The record is from RefSeq and is a predicted model, not a curated record. The transcript is spliced from 6 exons. Gene Ontology annotation, cellular component: mitochondrion. NCBI's taxonomy places the organism in Eukaryota, Metazoa, Chordata, Actinopteri, Siluriformes, Bagridae.